UCGGUACAAGUUCUCUGUAGUGUAACAGUUACACUGUAACGUAGAAGUUAUGUAAAUAUUAUUAGAACACGACUUUGUUUCUAACAGUAUACGAUAAAUAAUGUAAUUCUGUUACCUUUGGCUUUUAAGUCAAAGCGUAAAAAUGUUUUAUAUUUAAUAUAAAAUCUGUUUUCAACUUCGAAAACACUUGCGCAGUCGCCAUGUCUUCUUCUUCCAAAUUUCUUUUCAGAAGGAAUAAUAAAAAGAAAUGUUUACAAUCAACUCUUAAUUUUAAUCGAAAUUAUGGGAGGAAUAAGCAUGAAAAAAUUAAUAAUAUUCUAAAAUCAAUACGUACGUUAUGUGAUGAUUCUAGUUCUGCAGAAGAUACACAGCCUUCUGUUGGGCUUAAUUCUGAGAAUCAUAUAAAACAUUUGGGCAAAACAGCGAGAGAAAACACCAAGCACAAUGAAAGAAGAUCAAAACACAACAGUGAGUGUUGUAGUAGUUCAACAGAAUAUUCUCCUAAAUUACUUUCAGAUGAUAACUCAAAAUCAAAGAAAAGAAAAACAUCUAAGUCAUCCGACGAUAAUGUAAAAGAAAUACAAAACUCUUUUAUGUUGUCUGACAACAAUGUGACCAAAAAAUCACAAAAUAGGACAAAACCUUUGUUACCGGUAGUUAGUGAAGAUAGUGAUAGUGACAAUUACAAGCAGAAGAUAUCAGACAGAAAACAUUUAAAAUUCAACGAAAAUAGAAAAUCUAGAAAAAGUAAAAUAGUUGACAACAAUAUGAGGAAACAAAAAAACAAGGAUGAAGAAUCAGAUUCGAGUGACUCGAAUGUUGAGAUGCAUGAAAAGUACACUGAGAAAAAGGAAAGACAAUGCGUUGCUUUGAAAUCAAAUAAACAAAGUUUUGUUAAUUUACAUACCGAUGAUAUUGUCUCUAGUUCUGGUGAAGAAUUUCAGAAAUCAAAAUUUUCUCAUGCUAGCACUAGUUAUAAGAAGAUAAGAAAGUUACAUGGGGUCAAAACGGUUUGCGGUCAAUCUUGUAAGUCACAUUCAAUAUCCAGAAAACAGACAAAAAACAAAACUGUGAUUGAUAAAGAAAACAGUUUGUAUUUGAAAUCUAAUGUUAUUAAAAUUUUAAAUAAAUUUAGAGAAAGUUGCUCUGAAUAUGAAUUAUGUAUAGAGAGCGUAAAAUGGAAACAUUUUAAAAAAGAAUUAACAUAUAUGGAAUCUGCAAACAAUUUAGUAAAUAAAGUGAAAAAUGUAAUUAACAAAUUUAAAAUGGAACUUGACACGCAAGAAAAAGAUUUAACAAGUUUUUAUGAAGAAUGGAGUAAAAACUACAUUUUACAAAAUAGAAAUUACGAAGAUAGUCACUUAAAUGAAAACGAAGUAUUGCAAGCAGCAGAUUCUAAAAAAAACUCUAGUCUGUCAAAGAAUAAUUCCUCUUCACAGGAAGAAAACUUAGUUUCAGAAUGCGAUAGCGAAGAAAUAUUUUUUUCUGACAAAAAUGAGGAAACAGGAGAAAAAUCAGCAUCCACUCAAAUAUCAAAAGAGUCUGUGGUUGAUAGUAGUGAAAACAUGGUACCCUCAGAAGAUAAUCGGGCUGUUUCUCCUAUUUUAGGCAAUGUCAAGAAAAAAGCAAUAUCUGAUGAAUUACAUGUAAAAGAUACAUCAAAAGCGAUUGAUGAAGAUAACGAAACUUAUAAAGAAUGCCAUGAACAGGAAAAUGACAAUAUGAAUAAUUCUUUGCAAGAUAUAUUUGAAGAAUCAAUUGUGAACGUUGAAGCUGUUGAUACUCAGAAACAAAUGAAAAAUGGACUUAAGGAAGAAGCUAGUUUAGUAUCAAAAACAAAUAAGGAUAAAAUACUACCUAUAAAAGCUGAUUUUGAUAAAGAUAACGCGUUGACAAAAUCUAGAGAAACAAGUGGGAAACCUGAUAAUAAACACACGAAUACAAACGAAAAGAGAAAUACUGCAUUUAAGACCUUUUCUUCUGAGGAAACAGUAACAUCAAAGAUAGAUGAUAAUGAAUCAAUUGCAACAGUUAUAAUUGAAAAAGAGAUACAUAAUAUUUUAAAUGAACUUAAUGCGGAAGAACAAGCUAAAAAAGCAAUGCUGGAAUCUGAUUCAGAAAUGUUUCCUAAUGAAGAGUGUUCAUCUAAAAACUCAAAAAAAGAUUUUAUGGAUAAUAGUCCAAAAAAAAAUGACACAGUAGAAUUUGAAAAAAUAAACUCCGAUAGCAAGAAAAAAGUAAAUAAUCCAGAAACUAAUCUCUUUGACGAAGGCAGUUCGUCAGAUGAGAAGGAUACAAUUAUUGAUGAGAUCUGUGCCAAACGUGCUCUUCUUGACUCAAAUUCAGACGAUUCUAUGAUUUCUUCUUAUUCGAGAAAACCGUCGUGUAAAACACACAAAUCUGGUGUUAAUAGCGAGAACAUACACGCAAAAGCAACACUAUUGGCGUCGUCGAACAGUGAAAGUUCAAAUUCUGAUAGCGAGUGUAAUUUGCAAGUUACAAAAGUAAACCCCUCAUUGAACAAACAAGAGGAAGAGAGCAAAGAGAAUUCUUUAGAUGUAACGUUGUCAGAGUUUGAUACUAGCAUUAGCGAAAGGGUAAAGAGAAGACGAACUGGUGUUAAGAAAAACAGUGACUUAGAAUCUGAUAAAAAACUAAUGAUGAAUUGUUAUGUCGCCAUUGAAAAAUUAUCCGAAGAAAUUUUAAAAAAUCAUGCGGAUGCAUUGCACAAAUCGCGACAUUAUUUGGAUGCUAAAAAUAUUAAAAGUCUCACUAAUUUGGACAGACUUGAAAGAGACUGUAAAAAGACAAAUUCGACGCGAUAUUCCACAUCCGCGAUAAAAGCUCAAAAAGAAAAAGAAACAGAAGACACUCUUUUGGAUCAUUUAAUGAAAGUGUCAAAUGGAGAAUUCAUUGGCAAUUCUGAAGAACAUUCUGAUUCAGAAGGCAUGAAUCCAAUCACAGAAGUACAAUCUAAGUUUCCAACUACCGAAGAGUUAAUAAAGGAAGCAGAUAUGGCCUCAAAGAAGAUGCUUUUAAAUUCUUCUGAUUCGGAUAAGGAAUAUAAGAACGAGUCGGAAAAUAAUAAUAGUGACCAGGAGGGAAAAAAAGUUAAAACAAAAUCAUUGAAAAAUACUGAGAAAAAGAGUUUGACCAGCGAAAUGGAUAACGAAGAUGAACGAAAUAAAAGUAAAUGGAGACAAAAUAAAAUAUUGACAUUAAAGUUCUCAGAUUCGGAUUCGGACAUUGCGAGGGAAAAAUUGGAAAAACACCGACAAAAAUUACGCGAAGAAGCGGAAGAUAGUCACUCAGAUUCUUCAGAUUACCAAAAAAAAAUUGUUAAACGUAAAAGAAGAAAUCGUAAAAUUACUGAUUCCGAUUCAGAGAUACAAUUAAAUGAUUCUGACUCAGAUUCCAGUAAGUCUUUAGGAUUGGAAGAUACAUCAUCAAAUACUGAUUCUAGCAUAGGAAUGAAAAAAAAGAAAACACGUAAACGUAAGACAAAUAAAUCUUCUGAUUCGGGUUCCUCACUUUCUGAAAAGAGAUCAAAGGUAAAACGAAAACGAAUUAAAAUGAUGGACUCCGAUAGCGAUGAUAGUUCCAAUAGUGAUGGAACUAAAAGUUCUCCAAAAGUACCUGGCACAAAAGGUCGCAAAAAUAUUCGGAAAGUACUAAAGGACAAACAUAUUGCAGAUGAUACGAAGCAAGCUGCAAAGCAAGAGGAAGAGAGACUUAAACGCAUUUCUGAGCGACAAAAAUUGUAUAAUGAAAUGUACGAAGCAAGAUUGGCUAGCGAAGAAAGGGUAGAAAAUUUGGUAUUAGAUUUUAAUCCUGAAACAAAAGAAGAACUUUUAAGCGUUGACAAAAAUUUGGUGAAGCGCCUGAAACCGCAUCAAGCUAAAGGAAUAAAAUUCAUGUGGGAUGCUUGUUUUGAGUCCCUUGAAAGGAUAAAAUCUUCUUCUGGAUCUGGAUGUAUAAUCGCGCAUUGUAUGGGACUUGGAAAAUCUCUUCAAGUAAUUGCUCUAACGCAUACACUUUUGGCGCAUGAAGAAGAAACUAACAUCAGAACCAUUAUGAUUGUUUGUCCUUUAAGUACGGUACUUAACUGGUACAAUGAAUUUAAUUUAUGGUUGAAGGACAUCGAUAAUAGUGACAUUGAUAUUUAUGAAUUGACUAAAUAUAAGAAAAACAUAGAGCGAAAAACUCAGCUUCAAUGUUGGCAAAGGACUGGUGGCGUGCUCCUUAUCGGUUACGAGAUGUUCAGAAAUCUCAGCAAUACUAAUAAUAGAAUGCGAAAAGCUAUGAAAGAAGAAAUCCUACAGUGCUUGGUUGAUCCUGGUCCAGAUAUGAUAGUUUGCGAUGAGGGUCAUUUAUUGAAAAACGAAGAUAGCGCUAUUAGUAAAUCUAUAAAACGUAUUAAAACGUUACGGAGAAUUAUCCUUACUGGAACGCCACUUCAAAAUAAUUUAAUAGAAUAUCAUUGCAUGGUACAAUUUAUAAAACCAAACCUUCUAGGAACAAAGAAGGAAUUUUUAAAUAGAUUUGCGAAUCCAAUAACCAAUGGACAGUUCGACGAUUCUACUGAAAAUGAUGUUAAACUAAUGAAAAAACGCGCUUAUGUGUUGCACAAAAUGUUAAAAGGGAGUGUACAGAGGUUUGAUUACUCUGUGUUAAUGCCUUUUUUACCACCAAAACAGGAAUAUGUAAUAUUUGUGAGCCUAACAGAUGUACAAAUUAAACUAUAUCGGCAUUAUUUGGAUAACUUUGCAAGACAACACCGUGCUGCGGGUGGAUCUCUUUUUGCAGAUUUUCAAGUACUCCAGAGAAUAUGGACACAUCCCGUAAUUUUACGUUUACAUUCGGAAAAGACGGGAAAGAUGCUUGAAAGAAAAUACUCCUCAACUGACACUGAAGGUUCUUUAAAAGAUUUCGUUGUUGACAACUCUGAUUGUCAGUCUGAUACUACUACAGAGAGUUCUACCGAAGAUGAUGAUGAUAAUGAUAAGUCAAAGAAUACAAAAAAUACAAGAAGUAACACCGAAGAGGUUGAUAUAAUUUCGGAACCAGAAGAAUGUGAAAAAGAAGAAGAGUGGUGGUCACAGUUCAUUCAACCCGAACAUUACAACGACAUGAAAAUUUCCGCUAAAUUGACGCUCCUAUUUGGUAUUUUAAAGGAGUGCGGGCAAAUAGGCGAUAAAAUAUUGGUAUUUUCACAGUCUUUGUACUCGUUAACUUUAAUUGAGCAAUUUCUUGAAAUAAUCGAUGACGCGACACAAAACGGUACGUCAACGGAAUCCAUUGAUGGACACAGUGGCUCUUGGUCAUUCGGUUUGGAUUAUUUUCGACUGGAUGGUCAAACCUCUGCCGACAACAGAAAUAGAUGGUGCAAAAUAUUCAAUAAACCAUCGAACACGAGAGCAAGAUUAUUCUUAAUAUCGACACGAGCAGGUGGAUUAGGAAUCAAUUUAACUGCUGCCAAUCGCGUCAUUAUAUUUGACGCAAGUUGGAAUCCUUCCCAUGACGUUCAAAGUAUAUUUCGUGUAUAUAGAUUUGGUCAGAAAAAACCGUGCUAUAUUUAUCGGUUUUUGGCGGCUGGAACAAUGGAAGAAAAAAUAUAUAAUCGACAAGUGACAAAGUUAUCGCUUUCCUGCAGAGUUGUUGAUGAACAACAAAUAGAACGUCAUUACAGCAAUCAUGUUUUAAGCGAGUUGUACAAGUUCGAACCAAAUACAACCGGAGAAAAGCCGACUUUGAAUUUACCAAAAGAUAGAUUAUUAGCGGAAAUAUUUUUGAAAUAUAAACAUUUUGUGGAAAACUAUCACGAGCAUGAUUCUCUGUUGGAAAAUAAAGCUGAGGAAGAAUUGGACGAAGAAGAGAGAAAGCAAGCCUGGUUAGAGUACGAGGAAGAGAAGGAAGGCAAAUUAAUGCCGAUGUAUCCAACAAUGGCAUCUAUUUCAAAUAGUGAAUUUUUAAAUCAUUAUAACUUACCAACGCCACUACACUUUGGUACAGAUUAUGAAAAAUUCCAAGAACUAAUUCGGAAAGAUUAUCCCAAUGUGACACCCGAGUGUCAACAAAUGAUGACAAAUCGAGUGUUAAAAGACAUGUAUACUUAUUGGGAGCAACAGACUUACCAUAGUGCAUCUGCACAUCAAUUUACUAAUCAGAACACAGGUCCACUGCAAACAUUGCUGAGAACACAAGUACCGAAUUUGGCUCAAAUGUCAUAUGUGCGGAAUCUUAGUAUGAACAGUAACAGCGAAAACAGAGAUGAGAUUCCACAUAAUAAUAAAAAUAAUGAUGCAAAAUCUACGGGUGACGAUGACGACAUUGUAGAGAUUACUUCACCUACAGUUAGUAAGAAAAACAAGACCCAAGAAGAGUGAACAGCAUGAAAAAAAUGAAUGUCAGUAGAUUAGAUAAUUGCAAUGGUUUAAACGGUAGCCAAGCAGUAUAACGGUAUCUAUUUGAUCUGACAGUAUAUCCCAUAGCUUUGAUCUGUUUUAAUCGUGGUUCGUCGCUAUUUGGAUUUAUCGAAGGUUCAACACUCGGUCUUGGAUACUGUGCAAAGGCCGCUUUUUUCCAUGAUAGGUUCUUUACCUGUUCUUUUAAAGCGGUUUUCACUAGCGGCAUAAGAGAAAUUCCUUCAC
Molecule: messenger RNA, 6650 nt
Organism: Colletes gigas
Lineage: Eukaryota; Metazoa; Arthropoda; Insecta; Hymenoptera; Colletidae
Product: transcriptional regulator ATRX-like
Exons: 20
Coding region: 201-6386 (2061 amino acids)
Cellular component (GO): nucleus
Molecular function (GO): ATP-dependent chromatin remodeler activity; ATP binding; ATP hydrolysis activity
Source: RefSeq, a predicted model, not a curated record